Molecule: messenger RNA, 10521 nt
Organism: Neoarius graeffei (lesser salmon catfish)
Lineage: Eukaryota; Metazoa; Chordata; Actinopteri; Siluriformes; Ariidae
Gene: znf462
Product: zinc finger protein 462
Exons: 13
Coding region: 385-7857 (2490 amino acids)
Biological process (GO): regulation of gene expression
Cellular component (GO): nucleus
Source: RefSeq, a predicted model, not a curated record
CACAGAGUACAAAAAAGCCAAUGUUCCUGCUCCCUGACGUUCAGCUUGAACACGAUCUGGAUGUUUUUCAUGCACUCGCUCAUGUGGAUGGAUGGAAGUGGAGGUGAAAAGUGAAGUGUUUGGACUUCCUUCUCUUCCUUUUCCUUCUCCUCCUUCUUCGUCUCUGGCGUCUUUUUGGACGUGCUGUCAGGUACGGCAUUAUUCUCCGUAAAAUGGAGGGAGGUGGAUGAGUCUCCGAGGAGAGAAAGAAAGAAAGGAAGGAGGAGGAGUGAGACAGGAGAACAAAGGUUGACUUCUCUUCUCUGGCUUCUACUCUCGCUUGGACGAGGAACCUCACAUAGUGAGCUGUUAAAGUUUCCCUGAUUUUCCAGGGAGUGUUCAGUGAUGGAGGUGCUACAGUGCGAUGGCUGCGAUUUCCGUGCAGAGUCCUGCGAUGAGCUCAAGGCUCACAUUCAGGAUGUUCAUACCGUUUUCCUGCAGCCUACAGAUGUCGGGAACGAAUCGCCUCAUAGGUCAAGAUCCGAUUCCUUGAACUCCUUCAGUCACACGGAGGAGGACGACGAGGAUAUCACUAAUAAUGAAUGUGAAUUUCCACACAAGGAAACAGGCCUCAAUGCCUUCACCACAGAUUCGGGGCCCUUCUCCAGUUCGAACCAAACGAUUUACAAUCAGUCAGCCGACAAGACAACAAACCCAUUUUUUCAGUGCAAAUUUUGUGUGCGCUACUUCAGAUCAAAAUCCCUCCUCAAUGAGCAUGCUAAGAAGGUCCAUGGCAUUGAAGUAGGAGCUUAUUCAAAUGACCAUUCAAAGUCACUCGAUACCUCCAAGUCAGGUUUCAACGUUAAAGCGCAUCAUAGCAUAGAGAAGCUGUACUCCUGUCAGUAUUGUACAUAUAAAUCUCCUCGUAGAGCGAGAAUACUGAAACAUCAGAGUAUGCACCACAAAGAUAAUAUUUUGGCCCAUUCGGAUUCUCCUGUUGAAGUAGAAGCCGAAAUGGAGGUUUUGGACAUGGACUCAGAUGCCAUGUCUUCGGAAGAACAGUAUGAGGAAUCACAGGAUCUUACUGAACAUAAUGUUUUGGAAUCCAUGAUCAAAGCCCGGUCCAGAGGUGGAUUCAGCUGUGAGUGGUGUGGCUUCCAGACCUUGCAAAGACAACAGUUAUGUGAGCACAUGAUGAAGAAGCAUCGAAACAUGGUUAAGAUUAUGGUAUCGCUGCAAAAGCCCAAAGCAGAUGGAAGUGCAGGAUCUUCCAAAUCAAAUUCUCCUUCAUCACCAAGAAGCACUCCAACAUCAAACUUGAUGUCAACUGAUCUAAGUGGCAAUGAAGGCUCCUCAGCAUCUGUGAAAGGCAGUGCUUCAGUGAAGUCCCAAUCAGGGCUGUCACAUUUUCAGUAUUCCCAGAUUGCAGGAAAGGUUCCCAACAGCACAGGAUCUUCCAUACUGUCCGAGAGGUCAACUUUUGCUAUGUCAGACAAGUCACACUCAAGGGUAGAUCUGGAUACCAGCGUGCUGAAUGAUUCACAGAGCAGCUCUGAUGAUGAACUCAAUGACAUUGAUGAUCCUACUGAUACCAACUCGUUGUGUGCUGAGGAUUCUGCGAAGCUGCUUCUGUCAGAGGAAGAUAAUAAACUGCUGGAGAUGGAAGGAAUUCUGAUUGGAAGGUAUAUGAAUAGGUUCCAGUGCCCAUUCUGCUCUUUUCUGGCUAAACAUUAUAGCACUAUCUCUCAGCAUAUAGAAAACAUACACUUAGCCAGCCGAAGCACCUUGUACAAGUGUGACAAGUGUACAUUUCUUUCUACCAGUUCAGUAAAACUUGCCACACAUAAGCAAUGUCACAGUGGCUCGUCUUGUAAAUGGGACAUCAUGGACCUAACCAAUGAAAGCCAAGAUGGCCAAAUUGAAGACUCAGUCAAUGGAGGAAAUGGCAACUCUACCAUGAAUGGCCAGAAAUCCAUUGAUGUAGAAGAGGAAAAUUCUCAUCAUUGUUCACUCUGUAAUUUUUCUACAAUGACACUGAAAGGUUUACGUGUCCACCAGCAACAUAAGCACUCAUACUGUGAUGGUAUGCAACCUACAAGUCAAAAUGAUUCACUGAAUGAGCAGCAGGAUUCUGAAUCGGAAUCAUACGAUGCAUUGAACUUUGUGCAAAAAACUCAAACAUCAAUCCUUGGAUUUUCCUCCAGAAAGCACCUUAUUGGAAAGACGGCCAGAAAGUCCAUAAAUGACUUGCCUCUGGAUCUUUCCCCAGUCAAGAAACGGACAAGAAUUGAUGAAAUUGCAAAUAACCUUCAAAGUAAAAUCAGUCAAAGUCAGCAGCAAGAGGAUGUCAUUAAUCUUGAUGAUAUGGAGGAUGAGGAAGAGGAAAAUGAAAAUCCCGGCAAUGAGAAAAAAGAGAAAGAGAACUCUGAGAUUCAAAGUCGACGCUUCACCUAUAAUACGCAGCAUUUGUUCAUCAGGAAACCUGGUUGUGUUCAAACGGAGCGUGGUGUCGGCAAAAGGAAGCGUAGCUUGCAGUCAAAGUUAACAUCAAGAAACAUUCCUAUCCAAGUCACUGUUUCUGAUGAUGAGGAUAGUUUUUGUGCAGAGUCUAAAGAUAUCCAAGAUCAAAGCAGUCGAGACAGCAGAGAGACAUAUCAAGAGAGCACCGAGUACACAGAGGAACCUGGUAACCUUUUCUACUGUAAACACUGUGAGUACCAAAACAAGUCUGCUCGCAGUGUUAGCACCCAUUACCAACGUAUGCACCCCUAUAUUAAGUUUAGCUUUAAAUACAUUCUUGAUCCAGAGGAUCAGAGUGCUGUCUUCCGUUGCCUAGAGUGUUUCAUAGAAUACAACAACUUCACUGACUUACACCAGCACUAUAUGGAUCACCAUCCUGAAGCUAGCAAUGUUCUCAACUUCAACCAGCCAGAUUUGGUAUACACAUGUCGCUUUUGUUCUUACACCAGCCCAAAUGUGAGAAGCCUGAUGCCUCAUUACCAAAGAAUGCACCCCUCAGUGAAAAUCAACAAUGCCAUGAUCUUCUCAAGCUAUGUAGUUGAUCAGCCCCAGAAAGGAACUACAGAGUCACAGACACUGAGAGAAAUCUUGAAUUCAGGGCCCAAAAGCUUCACCCACUCUGCCUCAAGGGCUUCUUCCAGUCCCACCCUUAAGAACUCGAUCAAAACACCUGACUCAAAUAUGGACACUGAAGCUUUUAGAGAAAUUGUCGAUGGUAAUGUUGUGGUGUAUGAUUGUGACAUGUGCUCAUUUGCAAGCCCCAAUAUGCACUCCGUAUUGGUCCACUAUCAGAAAAAGCAUCCUGAACAGAAGGCAUCAUACUUUCGCAUACAGAAGACCAUGCGAGUCAUAUCAGUAGAUCAAGCACAAUCAUCAUCCAACUCCACAUUUACCCUGUCAAGUACUCCAAAGUCCUCAAAUGUUGUUAUGCCCUUGACUCCAGAUGAUGAGCUUUACUACUGCAAACAUUGUGUUUAUAACAACCGAUCUGUGGUAGGUGUUCUCGUUCAUUACCAAAAGCGCCAUCCAGAAAUUAAGGUGACUGCUAAAUACAUAAAGCAUGCACCUCCUACACUUGGGUUGAUGAAACUAAUGGAUGAGUUGCAGAUUGCACCUCCUAAACAGUUUCUGAAACAGUUAAGCAGCAGUGCAACUGAUGGAUCCAAUCACUUGCAUCCAAAAGGAACUGCAGAGAAGGGGGAGGGUGAGAUGCUGUUUUUCUGCCAGCACUGCGACUAUGGGAAUCGCACUGUGAAAGGUGUGUUGAUCCAUUACCAGAAGAAGCACAGAGAUGUAAAAGCAAAUGCAGAUUUGGUUCGAAGACACACAGCUGUGGUUCGCAGUCAAAGGGAAAGGGCUCAGAUGAUCCAAACAGGAAGUUCCACAUCCACUGCAACCUCAGCCACUGAUGCAGAGAAAUCCAGAGCACUUAGAGCUUUAAAGUGCAGACACUGUGUCUACACAUCACCCUACGUAUAUGCCUUGAAGAAGCAUCUUAAGAAGGAUCACCCCACUGUGAAGGCCACAGCCAUGACCAUCUUGCGCUGGGCUUAUCAAGAUGGGAUCUUGGAAGCUGGUUAUCACUGUGAAUGGUGUAUUUAUUCCCAUGCUGAGCCCAGUGGGCUGCUCAUGCAUUACCAAAGACGACACCCAGAGCACAAUGUUGAUUAUGCUUACAUGGCCAGCAAGUUGUGGGCUGGUCCUGAUACGUCCACCUCCAAGCAGGGGGGAAACUCUGAGGUAAAGCAUUACCAAUGCAGAGAUUGUGCCUUUGAGGCUUGUUCUGUUUGGGACAUCACCAACCAUUAUCAAGCUGUUCAUCCGUGGGCUAUCAAAGAUGACGAGUCUGUUCUCAUUGACAUCAUUAAAGGAAACCAUACAUCAGACAGGCUAACGUCUUCGAUGGGAAAGGGAAAUGUCUCAACAGCCAGCCCAUUUAACAGUCACCAGUCUGAUGAAGGCACUGUGGAGAUUAGCAGAUCAGCACCUGAACAUCAUCCCCACCUUUCCUUCUCCACCAGUUCCUCUAUAUCAAACAAUCCCUACCAAUGCACUGUGUGUCUGUCUGAGUACAAUAGCCUUCAUGGACUUCUGACUCACUAUGGCAAGAAACAUCCAGGCAUGAAAGUGAAGGCUGCAGAUUUUGCACAGGAAGCAGAUAUCAAUCCUAGUUCAGUUUACAAGUGCAGGCACUGUCCAUAUGUAAACUCCCGCAUCCAUGGGGUCCUCACACAUUACCAGAAACGGCAUCCAUUGGUCAAAGUCACAGCUGAAGACUUUGCUGAUGAUAUUGAGGAAGUCAAAGACUUGGUGCCAGAUGGAGAUGAAAAAUCAAAAAACCAGAGGCAGGGAUACGGUGCCUAUAGAUGCAAGAUGUGCCCUUAUACUCAUGGAACUCUUGAGAAACUGAAGAUUCAUUAUGAGAAAUAUCACAACCAGUCUGUUUCGGAUAUAUUUACGCCAACGCAUGUGCAGUCCACGGUUAGAAAAGAGGACACUGUUGCUGAAUGCAGUGCUAGCAGUGUGACUGAAGCAUCUGAAAAGUGCGAGCUUGACCAUGCCCUCUCAGAGUUUGCAAAGGGAGAGAAACAUACCGUGUUCAGAUGUCAGCUCUGCAAAUACUUCUGCUCAACCAGGAAGGGUAUCGCUCGGCACUACCGCAUCAAGCACAACAAUGUACGAGCUCAGCCCGAAGGCAAGAACAAUGUCUUUAAGUGUGCCCUCUGCUCCUACACCAAUCCCAUCCGCAAAGGUCUGGCUGCUCACUAUCAGAAACGGCAUGACAUCGAUGCUUACUACACACACUGUCUCGCUGCUUCCAAGACCUUGGGUGAGAAACCGAACAAAGUGACUUUACCUCUGGCCUCCGAAGAAGAUAAGUCAGCAAUGAGUGAGGAGCUGAGGCAAGCAGUUGACCGACGGAAGUGCUCACUGUGCUCUUUCCAGGCAUUCAGCAGGAAAAGCAUUAUUUCACACUAUGUCAAGCGCCACCCGGGGGUUUUUCCAAAAAAGCAAUCCUCCAGCAAACUCGGUCGUUACUUCACUGUGAUUUAUCCCAAGGAUCCAGAGACACCAGCCGUUAUAGAGGACGUUGAACUUGUGGAAGUAAAAUCAGAGAAUGAUGGAGAACAUAUGGAGAAUGACUUGGAAUGGCCACAGUUCAAGUGUAUGAAGUGCUCUAAGCUGACCUUUGACACCACAGACCUUCUUGUCUCGCAUUACAAUGAUUACCACAGCAACGAGCUCAAGCGGGACUUUGUCACCAUACAGAGCCCAGUGAGGGAAGGGGCUGAGCUUUACCAAUGUGCUCACUGUGAAAUCAAGUUCCUCACUCUUCCUGAGCUGAGCAUCCACCUUAUGAAGCACAAUGAGAAGUUUGAGAAAAGGACAGUGCGCCAUGAACGUAGAAAGCAGCUCCAGAACAGGCGGAAAUCCACAGAGACACUGGAGAAACAACCAGAAAACAAGACGGAUGGCUCAGCUGAAAAAGCUCCUAUUGGCUACCGAUGCAACUUUUGUGUUGAGAUUCAUCCGACGCUUAGAGCUAUUUGCAAUCACCUGAGGAAGCAUGUUCAAUACGGCGAAGUCAAAGAAGGACACGUGGAGCAGGAAGUGGUCGAAAUUUCGGACAGCGUCGCCAACGGCAACAUUGAGGAUGUGGUCACUACAGACUCUAUUCCCACGGAGACAGAGGACAGCGUGUUGGUCAGCAUGGCGACAGACAUCACAGAGAGGGUUCCGGAACAUCGGUGCGAGAUGUGCGAUCGAGUUUUCAUGUCCAUGCAGGGACUCCGAUCUCACGAACGAAGCCAUUCAGCUACAGCAAUGAUCAGCAGAGAUGACAAGUACAGUUGCCAGUACUGUCAGUUCCAGUCGGCUUUCAGGCACAAUCUGGACCGACAUGUUCAGUCUCAUCACGGACAUUACAAACCGUUCCGCUGUAAACUCUGUCCCUUUAAAUCAGCCUACCUGAGCCGUCUGAAGAGUCAUCUGCACAAAUCACAUGCAGGUGAGAACACGUAUAAGUGCAUCUCAUGUCCAUUCUCAACGAUGACGAUUAGUCAACUGAAGGAUCACUCACUGCGAGAACACGGAGAAACUCUCACGCUGCCCCGACUGAGAGCCCGAGCUAUUCUGCGCACCACACACACAAUCACACACAACGACACACAACACACACCUAGCAACGCCACCACUAAUGACCCUGUGGUGUAUUUGGAGCCACCGGAUGUUCAACAGCAGUUGAGUCAUUACCAGUUGGCGUCUCGUAAUCAGGCCCCACCUCCUCUCUUGUCGGUUUCUCCUGGGCCCUCCCCAUCAACAGCAGCAGAAACGUUAGGGGCAACUCUGUCCCGCCCUGACUCCACCCUAACCUGUGAAUUCUGUGAGUUCAGCUCGGGUUAUAUGCAGAGUCUGAGGAGACAUUACCGAGACCGCCACGGAGGGAAGAAACUCUUCAAAUGCAAAGACUGUUCCUUCUUCACCUGCUACAAGUCCACCUUCACUUUGCAUGUGGAGGCCGGACACAGUCCCACCUCUGAUGAUGGACUGAGAGAACUGCGGUGUCCUUUCUGUCUCUAUCACACCAAGUCCAAGAGUCACAUGAUCGACCAUGUCCUCCUUCACAGAGAAGAGCGAGUGAUCCCUUUGGAAGUGUCUCGCUCUAAACUGUCUCGUCACCUGGAUGGUUUGGUCUUCCGCUGUCAUAAGUGCACGUUCACAUGUUCAAGUGGCGACAGUUUGCAACAGCACAUCGACAAACACGAAGAGCCCAAACCAUAUGAGUGUCGACUGUGUUACUAUGACACAAAACACCAGCAGCAGCUUGAAGAUCACCUCCGAGACGAACACAAGGUCAUCCGUAAUUUUGAGUUGAUGGGCCGAGUGAAUCUGGAUCAGCUGGAUGUUCUGAAAGAGAAAAUAAACAGUGAAGAGGAAGAAGAUAUGAAGGAGGAAGAGGAAGAAAAGGAGGAAUUGAUGGCAAUUGAGGAUGAAGAGCAAACCGAGGAGGCAGGAAGCGGAGAAGAGGAAAAGAUGGAGGAGGAAGACGUGACAGCCACACAGGAAGAGAAUAAACAGGAAGCAGAGACGGCAGAAAUGAUGAUGCCGUGUUCUCCGAGCGCAGGAAAAAAGUUUCCAUGUGAGUUUUGUGGCCGAACGUUUUCUCUUAGUUUGGAAUGGGAACGUCAUGUUCUCCGCCACGGCAUGACUGUUAACAGCAGCAUGAGCGCUAUGAGCCCAGUUGCCUCGGUAACAAUAACAGAUGGGGGCAUUGACCAAUCAGCUAACACUACAGAAGUCGAGAGAGUGUAUCAGUCCAGCCAGUCGGAGAGUUCUGUUCCGAAUGAGGAAAAUUGAGAGACCAAAAAUGACAUAUAGAAAUGUACUGUGUUAUAAUGGUGUAUGGUUUGUUGUUGAAAAAAAAAAAUAGGCUGCUUCAUGGACACUUGAUUUUAAAAAGUGAGGAAAAAAAGCAAAACUGUUCAUGGUUUUGAAGCAUUGUUAGAUUUUAAGUGUUAAACAUGGGUUCUAUAGGUUGUGUUACAUCCUAGCUGUGUGUUAAAAUCGCUGAUCCUUUAAAAAGUGUGACUUGGUCCCAUAGGACAGAUGCUAAUAAUAUAUUGGUAACCAAUAGUGACGAAUCUGUAAGAACUCUGUUCAGGUCAAAUAAACACUUCCUGUAAAGUGGUGUGUUAAAAAUGUCCCCCAGUUUGCUUUCGUUCUGAAUGCCCAAUAUAUUAAUGAUAAAAUGCUAAAACUAUUCAAACUUUGAAACAUGCACUGGGAGAAAUAAGAAGAAUGAUUCAUUCCACUGGAAUUGUAUAAAUGGAACAGUUUUUGUUUCCCCAGCACCCCAUGGAAGAUUAAUAUCAAUAAAAUUGUGUGUGAAUUUUCUCCAGAAGAUACUUAAUUGGUCCAAGUAUAGGAUUCAACAUUAUGAUGAUGAUGAUGAUGAUGAUAUUUAUUUAUUUAUUUAUGAUAUUAUGGCUAUAUUGGUCUCUAUUUUGUCCCCAAAUAAAUUAAUUAUACUUUAAAAUAAUUUUUCUUUUUUAUGUUGUUUUUUGUUUGUUUGUUUUUUAGCAAAUACUUAGUGGAUUGGGUUUUAUAUUUUGUAGCCACAUAAUAUUUGUCCAUACUGACAAAAAUUUAAUUGUAUUUUAUUAUAUUAUAAAAAUAUAUUUUAAAGAAGAAAUUGCUGGCUGUGUUAAACACCAAUAAGCAUGUCUGUAAUAUAUUUUUAUUUACUUAUUUGGCACAUGUAUCAACAUAAAAGACAGAAUUGUUAUUGUAUAUGUUCAGAACACUAAAUUGCAGGGUUUUUAGGCAUUUAAAUAUGUUAUUACUACUUCAUUUCUGGGAGCCAAAAUUCAUGUGUAUUCUUUUUCUUAGAACUCUCUUAUAAACCCAGUGAAAUUAUUUCUACUGCAGCUCAAAAACACCGAGCUUUUUACAGCUUCAGGACACUAAAAUGACAGAUAUCCCUUAUUGAUGAUUCUGUAACACCGGACACACAGAUCGUGUGAUUUGACCUGAACGCUGACUUACAGAUUCAAUAUUUUUUUACAUUUUUAGCCUUGUGUUAAUCUUUAAUCCUGUAGCUGAAUUCCAUCAGGAAUAGUUGCCAUCUUAUUUGUAUCAGACGUUUGUUGAUUUUAUUUUUAUUUAAUUUUUUUUUUAGUAUAUGGACAAACACUGGGCCCCAAAGUUUUGUAGCAAAUUGCUACUGUAGUUUUAUUCUAUUUUUAAUUCUAAUUUUAUUUAGUUUCUGCUUUUAAGGCAUGUUCCUGCACUCCCUCAUGUAUGAAAGCAAAACUAAAAAAAACCAAAAAAAAAAAAACAUGUUUAUCUAAUAACUUAAAGCACCUUCAACUCCAUGGCUCCAUUUUCUUUAUGCAUGAUUACAGGAAUCAAGAACUGAUGAAGAGUAGCAUUUUGGGUUUAGCUAUUUUAUAUCGAGCAGCUCGUCCCAACAAGCAAUCACGCCAAUAAAAAAAAAUUGUUUUAUUUGAAUAAUUGUUUUUAUGCUUCUCCUUAAAGGAACAAUGAAUAGAUUGUAUGCGAUGAAAGUUGCUGCUCAAAAACCCUGAAGCCUUAUUAUUAUUAUUAUUAUUAUUAUUAUUAUUGAAGUCAUUUUGCUCCGUUUCUUUCUAAACACAAUUUGGUGCAGUCACAGUACAAUACAAUUACGUCCCAAAGUAAGGGAACAUUUUUUGGGGCAGUGAGAUUAAUUUUGUCCUGUUCUACAGCAAUCCCAUAAUUCUCAGAGAAUUCUCAGAAUAAAUUAGUAACUUUUUUGAAACAAAAUAUUGUAAUAAUUGACUCUGUAUUUAAUGUUUUUAUCAUAGUAUUACACAAUUACCUGCAUAAUAAUAGUUUAAUUUCAGCACGUCUGUGUGCAAGCAAGCAAAAAUAAUUUAUAAAAAUAGUUUAGAAUUCAUCACAUUUUUGAUAACGAAACAGAAAUCAUCAGGAGCUGUGACAUCACUGAUGAGGAAAAAAAAACAACACCUACAUGAUUAUCUUUCUUGCCUUGUCUGAUUAGCAGGGAAGGAGAAUCCAUGUGUAUUCUGGGUAAUCUGCUUUUUUCUUUUUUUCCUUUCUUUCAUUUAACAUAAGCAUCAUGUCAAGUGUUUGGGAAUAUGGUGGGGGUUUUGUGUCGUCCAUAUUUAACAAAAAAAAAAACGUUAUUUUGUGUGGUUAUAGGAAAUACUUUUCUUUUUCUACCUUAAAAAAAGAAAAUAAAUAGUUUCUUUCUUUAUAAGCCUAAAAGUUUGUAAAAGACAGAAACCCGUUAAAUUCUGAACACACUGGAUUGUUGUACAUAUGAUUUAGUUUUGUUUGUUUGUUUGUUUGUUUUGGAGUUAGUUGGACAGUAGCUCCUCCAUCUCGCCUUCUUCCUGUGAAACCCGUGAUGUUGACUAGAAGUUUGUUGUUUACACUUUGAUUUCUGGAUAUUCUGUAAAUAUUGUAAUUCAUUGGGUUUUUUUUAACUUGUUAAUAAAGUUAUCAGAUAACAAGAAA